AUGGCGCCCGGCAUUUCGGCCUGGGAGGACGUGCAGCGCGAGCGGCGGGUGUGGGCGGCGCUGCCGCCGCACCCGAACGUGGUGCGGGUAUUCGAGGCCAUUGCGGACCCCGACAGUCCUAAAAUGUAUAUUGUCAUGGAACUGCUUUCCGGAGGCAACAUCCUGGCCAGGGACGCGUCGUCGCCGAGCCCGACGCUCGACGAGGACACGGGGCGCGUCGUGCGCCCCGAGGGCUCGCCUGGGUCUACGCUGUCGGAAGCAGACGUGCUCAGGAGAGUGCAAGGGGCCUUGAAGGGGCUGUCUCAUUUGCAUGCGUGCGGGAUCGUGCACGGCGACGUGAACCCGCGGAACCUGCUGCUCACUGCGUCGGGGGACGUCAAGGUCGCGGACCUGAGCGCGUGCCUGCAGGCGUUCCGCGGCAGCGACGCGGUCGACCGCACGACUGGCGCGCCGGCGUUCACGGCCCCGGAGGCCCUCCGCGGCGGAUCGUGGUCGGGCUACGCCGCCGACAUCUGGUCGCUGGGAGUCACGAUUUACCUAUUGUUGUUCAACUGCGUUCCCUUUUGGGGCGCCUCGGUCCUGGACGUGUACAGCGCGAUCGAGCGACCGCGUUCCGGACUCCCGCGGCGAGGCUUGGACGCGCCCAGCGACGGCGACGCAGAGCCGGCGGAGCAGGAGCGUGGAAGUCGGGAAAAAGAGACUGCGGAUGAGUCCGGUGCGGUGGAACAGGCCGGGUGGUCGCGUGAGCUGCUCGGGCUCGUCGAAGCGAUGCUCGAGCCGGACCCGGCGAAGCGUCCGCGGUGCGAGGACCUCCUCGCCCGCGCGGCCCUCUGCGCCUCGUAA
Molecule: messenger RNA, 843 nt
Organism: Pedinophyceae sp. YPF-701
Lineage: Eukaryota; Viridiplantae; Chlorophyta; Pedinophyceae
Source: the annotation of a GenBank genome assembly